UGCUGCGAUGCGUAUAAAAUACAACUCCAUAGCAAAUGAAAGUCAAAUUACGUUUAAAAAAUAAAACUGGUAAUAUAGCAAAUAAAAAAUAAACACAUGUACACAUGCCGCUGACUGUAGACAAAAUUAAAACUAAAACUUCAAUAAAACGGGCGGUGCGCAUUCAGAAUGAGUCAUUACGUAAAUUGAAUUAUAUUUUGUACCUACAAUUGCUUCGAACAAUUACAACAAAGGUCACCAUCAUAUUAAACCAAUUUUACCUUCAAAGUUGCACGCAUUAUACAUUUACAUAAGAAUUUUUGUGUGGAUUGUUUACCUGAUGUCUUAUGCUUUAAUUAAAAUACUUAUUACUUAUUAGGAAGAUGAGUAUGCUGCUAUGUUUGAUAGUUUUGGUGGCAGUUUGCAGUGCGUUUAAUGGAGAAUUAGCUGAACUGGAGUGUCCAGACGAUUGCGAAUGUCAUUAUUUUAGAGUAAACUGGGUUACAGAUUGCUCAGAAAGCAAUUUAACUGAAAUACCUUAUAAUGAACUCAGUCCAAACGUUUAUGUUUUGGAUAUGAAUUCUAAUUUAAUAAAAGAGCUGAAACGGUUUCCCUCUGAAAUAAAAUUAAGACGCUUGCAAUUAGCCGACAACCUUCUUACUAAAAUAACUAAAGAUCCAUUCAUAGGCUUGAAUUACUUAAUCGAUUUGGAUCUGUCUCACAAUCAGAUUAAAACUAUAGAUCCAGAUACUUUUGAGGAGAUGAGAGGACUUUUAACGCUGGAAUUGCAAGAGAAUCCUCUAGAUCCUGUAGAUGGCCCCUUUUUAUCCAGCAAGUCGUUAACUUAUUUGGAUAUUAGCAGUUGUCACAUAAAAUAUUUAAAUCCGCACUUUUUUAUUAAUUUAACAGCACUUAGUACCAUAGAUUUGUCUAAUAAUCCAUUGAAAGCAAUAGAUAAUGAAGCUUUUGCUCCAUUGACUGGUUUAAAUUCGUUGAAUUUAAAUAAUUGUAAUCUCACAUUUAUAUCUCCUAAUGCUUUCAUGGCACAGGAAAAUUUGAAGAAAUUGGAACUCGGAGGGAAUAUGCUCGUAAAAUUCGAUUUCCUAGCAGUUUUCAAAAAUUUGAUUAGAUUAGAGUACCUGGACUUAAGAAAUUCUCAUGUUACAGAUUUACCUCCGAAUACAUUUGAAUAUAAUACAUAUUUAAGAACUCUAAUUUUGGCGGAGAAUGACUUAGGAUAUUUGGACGUUUCUGUUACAAUAGGAAAGCAUCUACACGAACUGGAUACACUUGAUUUGUCGUUUUGCAAUUUGCAAAAUUUGCUUUCUGAAGAUGCGUUUUCCAAUUCAACAAAAGUUCGUGUUCUGAAUUUAUCUGGAAAUUCAUUGUUCGCUUCUGAUCUCCUAGUUGCCUUAGCACCCCUUACUAAUUUAAAGAAAUUAUCAUUAAGUAAUUGUGGUUUAAGUAAACUUCCUGAUACUUUUGAGAAAUUUAAGGGUCUUCAAGAACUUGAUAUAUCGCACAACCCGUUAAACGACGUUUUCAUUAAAUUGCUUUCUCCAUUGGAGGCGCUGGAAUAUCUUAACAUGGGCUACAGUAAUUUGUCGUACAUAUCUCCUACGACAUUUUCAAAAAUGACUUCCAUGAAAAGACUAGUUCUUUCUGGAAAUGAUCUUAAUUCGUUAGAAGCGGGCUUGUUUGGCGGAUUAACUCAAUUAGAGAGCCUUGAAUUAAAUAAUUGCGGUCUCAGAAGACCUCUUAAUGCUACGUUGUUCUUUAAUAAUUUAACGUACACAGGAUUAAAGGAGCUGCAAUUGGCAGGAAAUCCUCUACAAGUGGCUAAACACGGCCCACUACUUCCAAAACAGUUUUCUGAAUUACUCAGUCUAGAUUUGAGCUAUUGUAAUUUAUCAUUUCUUCCCCCAGAGGCCUUUUUCUGGACUAGAAAUUUAACACAUUUAAUUCUAGCCGGUAAUCGGUUCAGUUCAACGGAAGGUCUUGCUUUUCUCGAACUUCUCCCCAAACUAGAAGUGCUGGAUUUGAGAUUUAACAAUCUUUCCCGAUUUUCUCCAAAAGAUAUAGCAGUUAAUUCUAAUAUUCAAAAGUUAAAACUUAUCGGAAAUCCUUGGAUUUGCGAUUGUUCAGUAGCAGACCUUUGGGAUUGGGCAAAUCUUGAAAAAAGUAACUUAGGUGUAUUAGAGGGAUCUAUGUUGAAUAUGGAAGAUGUCACGGUAGGAAAAACCAAGAAGAAGAAGUUACUACUUUGCAGUUACGAUUCUAAAGUGCCCAUGCCAAUAAUCGUUAAUAAAACAGCAACCGGAAGACGGCCAUUCCAAAAUCAUCGUCUCUUGGUAUCUACUAAUAGAACGUGGGCAAAAUAUGUUCGAGAAUCUGGUUGCGAUCAAAAAAUUAGUCCCGUAAGAGUGCCGAGAUCCAUAAAAUAUGUUAUUGAUGAUAAAAUUGUUUUAAAAACUGAAACUGGCCCAAACACAUGGAUAUAUCCUGCUUUAUAUGCGUUAUCGGCUUAUGUUGCAAUUAUGGCAGUUGUUGCAGUUAUUUACCUUUUAAAUUACAAGAAAAAAGGUUUUCACUACCGAGAUCAAACACAUAAAGACAGUUAGGCUUGCAGCUUCUGCUAAUCUAUCCAUUGUCCAACAGUAAAUUAUUAAAAG
Molecule: messenger RNA, 2651 nt
Organism: Agrilus planipennis (emerald ash borer)
Lineage: Eukaryota; Metazoa; Arthropoda; Insecta; Coleoptera; Buprestidae
Product: toll-like receptor 3
Exons: 3
Coding region: 363-2600 (745 amino acids)
Cellular component (GO): plasma membrane
Molecular function (GO): protein binding
Source: RefSeq, a predicted model, not a curated record